CGAUGAAUAUGUCUUUGGAACAAAGUCGAUUUUUACUGUUGAGAAGUUGCAUUUUGGAACACAAACGCAUUAUAAAAUAUGUAAACUUUAUGAAUGAAUGGACAGCGAUAUUCUUGCUCAUAUUUUUUAGUUCUACGUCUUUUCAACUUGGCUCAUUACUGCUUCAAAUGACUGACAUUGAGUAUGUGGAAGAAUUAAUUUCCGGAUUGGGAUUCAUGGUAUUAAAUCUUUGUAACGUAUUUAUAACAUGUAUAAAUGCAGACAGCAUUCAAUCUGAGAGCAUAACGAUAAAUAAAUAUAUUUAUAUGUAUUCUGAAUGGGAAAACAAUAAUUUGGAGUACAAUGUUUUGGUGCAAAUAAUGAUGAUGAGGUCUCAGUCAGCUCUAGUCAUAUUUAUGGGACCAUUUGGCGAAAUAUCCAAUUAUACAUUAGUUAGUGUUAUAAAAGCUGCGUUUUCUUAUUUGGCUUUUUUUAAGAGUAUUUUUAAAUAAUGGACACUUUCUAUGUAUUAGAAUUACAUCUUGAAAUGACCAGAACACUUAUUUGUAGCAGAAUUACGAACUACUUUUAUACACAGUUUUUUCCAUGACA
Aethina tumida (small hive beetle) is the source of this 591-nucleotide messenger RNA. RefSeq lists its product as uncharacterized. The transcript is spliced from 5 exons. Gene Ontology annotation, cellular component: plasma membrane. Gene Ontology annotation, biological process: detection of chemical stimulus involved in sensory perception of smell; sensory perception of smell. The record is from RefSeq and is a predicted model, not a curated record. The coding region runs from base 3 to 491 and encodes 162 amino acids. NCBI's taxonomy places the organism in Eukaryota, Metazoa, Arthropoda, Insecta, Coleoptera, Nitidulidae. Gene Ontology annotation, molecular function: odorant binding; olfactory receptor activity.